GGAGGAGGCCGUCCGGGAGAGAGUGAUCUGCUUCGCUGAAGACAUGUUGGAGAAAGACCUCAAGGAUAAUCGGAGCAUUGGAGACCUGGGAGCCCACCACCUCCUGGAGCGGGCAGCCCCCACGGGCAGCAAGGUGACCGUGCUGACCCACUGUAAUACUGGUGCACUGGCCACGGCUGGCUAUGGCACAGCCCUGGGUGUGAUCCGCUCGCUGCACAACCUUGGCCGCCUGAAGCAUGUCUUCUGCACGGAGACCCGGCCCUACAACCAGGGGGCCCGGCUGACAGCCUUCGAGCUGGUCUACGAGCAGAUUCCCGCCACCCUCAUCACAGAUAGCAUGGCAGCAGCCGCCAUGGCUCACCGGGACGUGUCAGCUGUUGUUGUGGGAGCUGACCGUGUGGUUGCCAAUGGUGACACAGCCAACAAGGUGGGCACCUACCAGCUGGCCAUCGCCGCCAAGUACCAUGGCAUCCCCUUCUACGUAGCUGCCCCCAGCUCCUCAUGUGACCUCCGUCUGGAGACGGGCCAGCAGAUCGUCAUUGAGGAGCGCCCCGGCCAGGAGCUGACCGAUGUCAAUGGGGUCAGGAUUGCAGCACCCGGAAUUGGAGUUUGGAAUCCUGCCUUCGAUGUCACCCCCCAUGACCUCAUCACUGGCGGCAUCAUCACAGAGCUGGGUGUCUUUACCCCCAAAGAACUCCAGGCAGCCCUAAGCACCACCAUCUCCUGAGGGUGGGGACAUUAGAUGGACCCCAGAAGUAACCAACCCGGCUCUCCAUACCCUUCUCCAUCCCCCUAGGUUUUAUAAUAAAAUGUAUUGAAUAGUCUGCUCCAAAGCUGACCUUCCCCCAAUCAUACUUCUUCCUAGAGCAGGGAUAGCGGACAGAGUCUUUGCAUGGCUUUUAAAAGUGCAGCAGCUAGAGAUAGGCUACCCAAGUUCCUAUCCCAGUUCUGCCACUCUUUCUGCUGUGUGAUCUCGGCCAAGUCACCUCACCUCUCCAUGCUGUGGUUUCCUCAUUUAUGACAUGGGGACAAUACCUACGGCCUUCUUAGGUUGCUCUCAGGACUGGAACUAGGGUAACACCUUAGGCACAAAAUUUAAACGGGACACCAAAAAGCUCAGUAACCAAGAUAAAUAAUACUUUCAUGCAGUAUUUUUAAAAAUCAAAAUGAAUGCAAGAAAAAUACAUGAGCCCUAACCGGUUUGGCUCAGUGGAUAG
This is a messenger RNA of Myotis brandtii (Brandt's bat), 1217 nucleotides long. RefSeq names its product methylthioribose-1-phosphate isomerase 1 (gene MRI1). The record is from RefSeq and is a predicted model, not a curated record. The transcript has 5 exons. The coding region runs from base 44 to 727 and encodes 227 amino acids. Gene Ontology annotation, molecular function: S-methyl-5-thioribose-1-phosphate isomerase activity. NCBI's taxonomy places the organism in Eukaryota, Metazoa, Chordata, Mammalia, Chiroptera, Vespertilionidae.